Molecule: messenger RNA, 8096 nt
Organism: Prinia subflava (tawny-flanked prinia)
Lineage: Eukaryota; Metazoa; Chordata; Aves; Passeriformes; Cisticolidae
Gene: DHRS7C
Product: dehydrogenase/reductase 7C
Exons: 7
Coding region: 3756-4691 (311 amino acids)
Biological process (GO): intracellular calcium ion homeostasis
Molecular function (GO): oxidoreductase activity, acting on the CH-OH group of donors, NAD or NADP as acceptor
Source: RefSeq, a predicted model, not a curated record
CCCACGGCAGUGGGAGGCGACCCGAGCCCGCCAGCGGCUGCACUGAGGGCCAGCGCUGUGUGACCAGUCCGGUGGCCUUCAGUGACGGGGGCCCUGACCAAUGCCACCCGCCUGGGCUGCUGUGACUCCUCUGGCACGGUCCCACAUGGCAUCGUCACCUCCGAACUGGGCCAGGCAGGGCCUCCGGGAACCCACAGGGGCCGUGAGGCCUGCAGGGCACCGAGGCUGCAGAGAUCUGGGGGGAUCUGGGGCUCUGGGGCACGGUGCAGAGCCCCCUCAUAUCUAUAAGGCCCCUUGUAUCGUAUAAGAAUCAGAACCAGGACUGGGACCAGGGUCCAGACCAGAACCAUCUUUAGGACUAGGAGCAGCACCAUGGAGGUAAACAUAGACCAGGACUAAGACUGGGACAACAGCUGGGACCAGAACCAGAACCAGGACAGGAUAACAGCUGGGACUGGGACAGAGACCACAGGACACCACAGUCAGGACCAACACAGAGAACACAUCCAGACCCAGCACUGGGGCUGGGAACAAGGCCAGGACCAGACCCAGGAGAGGCACCAAGAAUGAUUGUGGACCAGGCCCACUUGGGGAGGCUUUCUGUGCUGGAAGGGCAUGGCUCUGGUGAUGUGCCACGUCUGGGGGUUGUGCAUCAGCUCAGCCUGGUGUGGAUGUGCAGGAGAACAUCCCCCAGCUGCUGCUGCACCUGCACCCAGGGGCACCUCUCUGGCACCCAGCCCUGGGCUCCCAGUGUUAUAAAUGACAAUAUAAUUUCACAUUUAUGUAUCAGCUUUGGCAGGCUGUUAUUAAUCACAAGUAUUUUGAUAUGGUACAAUUUAUAAGUCCUUCUAACUGCUGGUUAAAAUAAUCUUAUCAGUUUAAGUACAGCUUAUAUAAAUAGUGUUGUGAUGAAUUUAUUGUAGGCCUUAGCAAAAUAUGGGAUGUUAAAAAUGCCUUUAGCUCAAGGAGUGGUGCAAAAACAAUUAGUUCCAUCCUGUUGUUUUUCUAACCUCUCCAAGAAAUAAGUGACAAGAACCAGAUCACCAAGAAAAUAAUUAGGAGAAGACUUUAUUGACUCUUUGUUAUCAGGGAGUGUGAAACCACAGGAUGAAGCCACAAGAAGAAAUACAGUAUAUUGACCUAAGCUACAGGAUGCCAUGCAGACAAGUCAGGGGUUAAAACCAAACAAAAGAGUUCCUGUAACAUCAAAACAAACAAUGAAUAAUGCAUAAACUCAUGAAUAUGUAUGUACCCCAGUAAUGUAACAGUAUCUAGAGAACAUUGUUCUAAAACUGACUGUGUGGUUUUUUCAGCCAGUAGCCAGAAACACCCCAGUGCUGGACAUUGUCCAUUUUUAUCCCCUUAUUAAAUCUUUUAAAAUUCUAAAAACUAAACUUUGUUUUUCACACCAGGCACCCCAAAUCCCACAGCAGCCUCACCUCGUGAGCCCCUAACUAACAGCACCCUGCAUCCCCCCAGCCCAGCACCUUUAGCCCUGCCCCACAAAGAAAUCAUCAAGGAACAUCCAUCCCAUGCCAUGUGCAGCACUUCUGAACAAUGUGAAGUGUCAGUAACGCAGAUUUUUUUUGCAAGUGCACGCUGAUGCUCUCAAACAGCCACCUGGGUUGAGGACUACAAGGAGAUAAGCCCUGGAUCUCCAUCAGGUUUCAGAUUUGGACACACACUGUUCACCUCUGGCCUCAUCUGGGGCAGUUCCUGGAGCUCAGGAUUUGGAGACUUUCAGAGCCAGCUGAGGGAGGGAGAAAACCUCACUUCUGUUCAAGUUCCUCUGUAGAUAAUUUACCCUUUUUAUGGGAGCUGCCCUCUAGAACAAUUUUAAAAUAUCCUUGUUCCUCUGGUGUUCCCAAUAAUGCUCUGAAGGUGGCAGUGCAUAAUGCAUUUCUCUGGUAUUUCACUAGACUGAGAUUUCUGUGCUUCACAAGAUUUGGCUGUUUUGUCACUGUAUAUCUGUAUUUUCCCAGAUUACUGUGGCAGUUUUCCUUUAAAAUUUUUCAUUAUAAUAAUGGACAUGAUAGCAUUUUAUCUUUACAGUCUUACACACUGUGGGCUAUCUAGUUCUUUCAAUUGACUUUUUCCUGGUCUUGCUUUUUUUACAUUUCUUAUACCUUUAUUCUGCUUCAUUUGGAAACAAAUCACUUGGAACUCAUAUAAGUCCUCAAUCUCUAGUGUGUGCUUUUUUUUUUUUUCUUUCUUUUUUUUUUUUAAUGUUUCAACUUUCCAGGAAAAAUGUUUCCAGAACCCUGAAUGAAUUAAACAAACAACACAUCAUGUUCCAUAAAAGGAACAAACUGGCUCAGCUGCUGAUAGGGAACUGCUCAUUUGUUUAUUAAAGCUGAUGCUUUAAAAGUAAGAGAAGAUAGCUGGGGCUUUAGGAAUGAUGGAAAAUUGGAUUUCCUCUCUGUUGCUGCAGGUGGCCUGGCAUGACUCAAUGUUUUUACAUUCACUUGCAGAAACUGAUUUACAUUACAGGACACUGUGGCCAUUUUGCAUUGAAAAGCAGAUAUUUACUCCUGUCUGUCACCCAUGGCUGUUUUAGCUAGAAAUGCAUGCAGUGUUUCACACGUUGACACAUUAUAGAAUUGUGUGGUUUGGAAAUCUUAAACCGUGGGCUCUUUGGCAGGCAACCUCAGCUUUCAGUUUCAGCUCUGUGUGCUGCACUGACUCCCUGUUGGAACCCUGGGCUCUGAGAAUUCCAGAUUUUCUGUGCUGCCAGGCACUGACCCCCAAGCAAACACUGCAUUGACCUGAGGCUGUGGAGAAGGCUCCCAAAAUUGAGUGAGAGCACUGGGAUUGUGGGUGUGGAGUUUGAAAAGAAGUGUGUAACAUCACAGGGUGGAAAACUAAGGUUUUAGAAUAUAGUAAUAUAUAUAAAGCAAGGUGGGGGUUUAGGGUGGAGGCUGAGUCCUUCUUUUUCACCUUCUUCAUGGGUCUGGGUGGUAUUUUGUAAUUGGGUAGAAAAGUCUGCAUUGCAGGCCAUGGGUGGUUGGGUAUUGGGUUAAAAGUAAAAAUAACUUAGGUGUCAUUUCUUAAUUGGACAGUUUGUACUUAAAAGGCCUUGUAGAUAGGGAGAUACGGCUCCAUUUUUAGUUUGUUAGCUUGAAUUGCUGUAGAACUCACGGGUUUUGGGACUGUACUAUAGAUAAGAAUUAAUAAACAUCUGAGUCCAAACACGAAAUAAAGUCUCGAGCAUUUAAUCCCAGCUCCGGCAAAAAGAAGAUAAAAAAGCAACAACUCCCCAGCCAGCCUGCUCAGAGACCUUUCGCUGACACAUUCAUACAUCACUCCUGUUGCUGAACAGGGAUUAUUCCAAGAGGCAACUUCUUUGUGCUUGGUUUUGAAGGCCUAUUAUGGCAUUUACACAAAUAUUUUGAUGUGUAAAAUCACUUGGAGACAAAGCACAAGAAACUGAGACAUCAUCAGCAACUGGAAGGGAACACGAGGCAGAAGCAGAGGUGUUUCUUUGUACAGGUGGAUUGAUACUGUGCUGAGCUUUUCUGUGCCUGCCCAGCCUGCUGGGGUGGAUAGCUCAGGCAUGCAGAUCACACUGGGCAGGCUAAAUUUACUCUGGCAGUGCCUCUGUCACCAGGCCAUACAUAGCCACCCUCAUUCAGGGCAAGCAGCUCCACAAAUGCUCUGGGAAAGUGCUAAAGGAUCUGAAUUAAACCCUUCAUGCAAAGGUUUGCAAAAAUACAAUAGAAUGCUCUGUCUGUAUCUGGAGUCCUCAUAGCCAUGCCAUGGGUAUCCUUUCUGUACUUGCUCUACCAUUGCUUCUCUUAGGGAUCAGUGGAAUUAUUUAUAUUUACCAGUCAGUCAGGUGGCUGCUGUCCAAGUCAGCGGUGCAGAACAAGGUAGUGGUGAUCACGGAUGCCAUCUCUGGACUAGGCAAGGAAUGUUCUCGUGUGUUUCAUGCAGGAGGAGCAAGGCUUGUGUUGUGUGGCAGGACAUGGGAAAAGUUGGAAGCUUUGUAUGAUGCCUUAAUUAGUGUGACAGACCCCAGCACGACAUAUGCACCAAAGCUGAUACUUCUGGACAUCACAGACAUCAGCUGCAUUCGAGAUGUAGCCAAGGAAAUCCUGAACUGCUAUGGCUGUGUGGAUAUCCUGAUCAACAAUGCCAGUAUGAAGGUGAAGGGAGCAGUGCAGAGCAUUUCACUGGAACUUGAUAAAAAGAUAAUGGAUGCCAACUAUUUUGGACCUAUAACAUUAACCAAAGCCAUUCUUCCUAACAUGAUCUCAAGAAGAACUGGCCAAAUUGUUCUCAUUAAUAGCAUCCAAGGGAAAAUAGGAAUUCCAUUUCGUGCAGCUUAUGCUGCUUCCAAACAUGCUGCUGUAGGCUUCUUUGAUUGUCUUAGAGCUGAAAUGGAAGAAUUUGAUAUUUCUGUCAGCACUGUGAGUCCAACCUUCAUCUGCUCAUACCAUCGCCAGCCAGCACCAGGCAACUGGGAGGCAUCUAUUUGGAAAUUCUUUUUCAGGAAGGUGUCCUACGGUGUGCACCCUGUGGAGGUGGCAGAGGAGGUCCUGGCCACAGUGAGCAGGAAGAAGCAGGAGGUGCUCAUGGCCAACCCCAUCCCCAGAGCAGCAGUGUACAUCAGGACAUUCUUCCCCGAGCUGUUUUUUGCCAUUGUUGCCUCAGGGAUUAGGGAAAAGCUGAAGACAGAAGAGGAAAAUUGAUUUUGUUCUUUUUUUUUCCUUGCUUUUGACCUGGGAAAAAAAAAAGGUUUCUGUUUUGAAUAUCAGUGACUGGUGCUGUUUGCUAUGUGUAGAAUAACACUACAUCACUGACACACACACUCAUUUAUAAAGCUUCUACUCUUCUGUUUUAGGGAUUAUGACCACGUGCCAUUGGAACCAAACAAAUCCCAUUGCUCAUUUAACUUCCAGCACCAGCUCACUUACAUACCUCACUCAUCAGCAGAAUCACCAAACAUGAAUUCUGAGGGCAAAGGCAUGUGUGUCAUCUUGCAGGGACAGGAACCUUCUCCUGUGUCUCUCACUGAGUUGCUUUGGCUUCAAGAAAUCUGACUCAGGGAGGUGUUCACCCCUGGGAUGAGGGGGUCAGUUCCUGCAGCACCUCUGGGGCUCCAUCUGGUUUCUGUUGUGGCACUGGGGUUUUGUUGUAGUGUAAGUGCCUUAACUGGGAAGUCAAACCAUCACUUGUUCAAAAUGUUCUCUGUCCUCAGCAGAAUUCUGUUCCUUCAAACCUCAGCAGAGCUGUACUCCUUCAGAAAAAUCACAGCACUUGCUGUGAUCUCAGCUGUGUUUGUUUCUGUACCUCAGCAACAGCCAAGCCCUCCACAUUUCCAUAAGAGCAAGAUGUAGAAUAAGCAUAAUUUAAUCAGAAAAGGAUCAGGCAAACAGGACAUCCCAGCUAAACAUUAGUUAAUGUUGUUUGUGUCUGCCCCUGGAUCCCUGGAAGUGUCCAAGGCCAGGCUGGACAGGGCUUGGAGCACCCUGGGACAGUGGAAAUUGUCCCUGCCCAUGGCAGGGGCUUGGAAUGACUUAGAUGCUCUUUAAGGUCCCUUCCAACCCAAACUAUUCUGUGACUUCUAUGAUUUCUAUUAUUGUCCUUCUUUGCUGUAAAAACAAGUGGGUUAUAUGUUAAAAUAAGCUGAAAAUUCCUUCUGCUUCAUUUUGCGCUUUCUAGAGAUCAGCAGAAAUUCCUCACACAAUUUCACUUCAAAACAGUGAGCAUCCAAGGAGCUAAAGCAGAAGGCAGUGAGAGUGAAAGAGGUAAAACAACACCUGUGUCCUAUCAAGAAAGCUUUAAAAAACAGAUGGAUUUCUAUCUAGAAAGCAGAAGAAAGUUGUAUCUUAAUGAUUUUCAAAUUCCUAAAAGGCAGAGAAGGUAGGACUGAACUGUUCCCCAUUUCUGCUGGAGCAGGACAAUGUGCUAAAAUUACUGCAAGGGAGAUUUACAGGGACAGCACUUCCUACUAAGAAUAGUUAAGCACAAAGGAUAAAUUGCCACAGAAAUUUUCAAAUGCCUGUCUUCGGAAGCUUUAGAGAAGAGAUUAAUGAAACAUCUGUAAAAAAGCAAUGUAGCUUUAGUUUAUCCUGCCUAGAAUAAAGGAAGGAUUAGAUGACCUUUUAAAUGGGUCACACUUUUCUCUAAUUCAGUGGCUUUUUCUCAUCUUGAAGAUGAGGUUUCUUCACUGCUAUUUCAGCUGCAAUAUUUUUUCCCUCUGGGGAAAUCUGUUAUUUAAUCUGAAGUUUUGUAUUUCAUUUGUUGAUCUCUGCUUCACUCACCUGUGGAUAUGUGUUGCACACAAAAAUAUUAUGAUAAGAAAAAGAAAUAUUAAGAUGAGUUCAGGAGAGCAGGAAUUGCAUGCCAGAGGUGCCUAUGUCUCUCAUUACCUUCCAGUGCUAACCUGGACUGCUGGAGAUCUGUGUACUUGUGCCACAGGUCUCUGAGAUUUACUGAGAUGCCAUAUUCAUCAAAAUUGACUUGAUCUAAUGAAUCAGAAUAAGAAUGCUGCUGGUGUUUUUCCUCUGCUUUCAAAUAAUGUGGUCUCAGGACUUACUGGGUGUCAAAAGUUAAAAUAAGGGCCGGAAUAUGAAAUUGUGGCUUACAAGUAGGGAUAAGGAAUCUUGCAUUUUAUCAGGUGAGUUUAUUUACCAGCUGUCCAACAGAAGACAUACAGCUUCUUGAAUGGACUUGUAGGCAUCAACCAAGUAUGGUCCUGGAUGAGGCGGAAAUUCUUCUGUGACACCCAGGAACAACAUGAGAUGGGUAAAGAUCUAUUGUAAAAAGAGCUAGGGUUGACCAAAAGCAGAAAGUCAGAUGGAAUCAGGAAUGAUUCCUCUGUCAGUGAAGGUGUUAGAAAUAUAUCCAUCACAAAGAAAUGAGUGAAACAAGGGAAAGGAAUCAAGAUCUUGUGUUUUGGUCAAGGGAUUGAGACUGCUCCUAACAGAGUGGGCACCAAACUCUCCAGCAACUGCUUUGUUCCCCUGCUGAACUGAAGGUGGCAGUUUCAGAGCACCGGCAAGGAUAAAGACAAAAUUUUCUAAAGAUUAAAGAGAAAAUCUUACUGCUAUCUGCAGCCACCUAGUAGGACGGUGUAGGGAAUAUGGAGCCAGAUUCUUCUCAAAUAUGAACAGCAGAAGGAAAAAAGGUAAUGGACAUGAACAUAAGACAUUCUGAUUUGAUAUUAGGAAACAGUUUUUAUACAAUUGCAGCAGUGAACAUUGGGACGGGUUGCCAAUGGGGAAAGGAAACCUCACUUCUUGAAUAUAUUCAAUACACACACAAAAACUCUCCUUCAGUGGUUUUAUUCUGGCUUAAUGAUGCUUCUCUGUUAUCAGCACCACCUUAUCACUGGCCAUAACCUGACCUGUUACGGAUCCUGCUGGCAAAACGAGCUCAAACUGUAUUUAUUGCCUGAAUAAAGAUACACAGGGAUUUUUCCAAAGCCCAGAGCUGCUCAGGACACUGGGCAAGACCUCUGCCACCCAGAGUUCACCAGUGUGUUUCCCAAGGGGCUCAAUAACAGGAGUAUUCACCCAACAAUGAAGAAAAGCUGGUGUCCAACAGAGCAGGCACAUGGCUCAGUUCCAUGAGGAAGCUCCAUGUUGAUCCUCAGAGUGGAUCCUCAUGUUUCUCAUCUGUGAUGAUUGCAAUCAUUUCCACCUCCCCAUCUUUAAUGUGAUUAUAUAGAUUCUUCAUGUAUAAAUGUAUAAAUCAAAUUUUGGUUCUUUCCGACUCUGUUGCCAGAAUGAUUCCUGCAGAAUUCCAUAGGUGCUGUAUUUUUCAGAUUUCACAACCACGUGUUUUCAGAUUUCAGUUUGCCUUCUCAUGAAUCUUCCAGAUUUCAGUUCGCCUUCUUAUUUUAAGGAAGUGUCUACACUGAAAGCCUGUUCCCUUUGCCAGCCUUCCUUUCACAGCAAAUCCACUGUGCUUAUAGUGAAACUCUUGAACUGAGGUCCACAGAUAUUCUUGGAAAGACUUUAUCUUUCAUAACAAAAACUUAUUCAAACCAUGCACCACGUGCCUUACUUGCUGCCCCUCUUUGGGGUUUUGGUUUUAGGAUGGGAUUUUUUGCAGUCUUUUAAUAAAGGAUCAGGGUGGAGCGAUGCUCC